AAAAAUCUCUACUGUACGGCAUCUUCCGGAGUUAGAAAAAAGGGAACUAGUACUAAACGACAUUAUUUAUAAAAAUAACAUUAUUAACAAGUUAUUUAAUUGACUUUUUUGUUAAGAAAAACACGAAUCACCUAUAAAACUUUUGGGGGCACCUUGUAUCGCAAAUGCUUCUAGUUUAAGUGUUGCAAAACUCAAUCUGUCACUAAGUUCUUUUGCCGCUUGACAGCACUGGUUAAGUUUGCGUCAAAAGAAAAUUUUUCACUUCGUAGCUUCCGCUAGAAUCAGUCAAAUUCUCUCAUUUCUGAUUUUUAAAACAGUGACGAUGCGAGUUUUAAAUAUUAACAAAAACAAUAAUGGCGACACACGCCUCAGCACCACCCUUAAGGCGCAGCCGCAAACCCGACCAGCGCUCAGUGAUCUGCGGAAGAACUUCCAGGACCGCAGAGAGCUCGAGACCUACGUGCGGCAGAUGAUUACCGCUUCGGAUGUACGUCCUGUAAUGGAGACGCUCGCGCUUGCUUCGGAGCAGGGCCCGGACACCGUCACCGGCUGGUAUACGGUGACCAUGGCCAAGUGCGCCGGCCUGCCGGAUUCUGCCAUUCGCAUGGCGCUGGACUGGGUCCUGGUCCCGUUGAAGGUGAAAUUUUUCAACUACCGACGCAGCGGACCUGCUGACAACAAUGACCGUGUCGAGUUCAUGCUGGACAACUCACUAUACGCUAACAGGCUUAAUCGUCUCCGAGAGAAUGUCAUGGUCAUGUAUACUUGUCAGCCGUUGGAGGUGCAUGUGAAACCGGGACUUCCAAUCAUUGACGCUGCAGUUUUUGCAGAAUUCGAGAAAGCAGUAGAAGCUGCCCUGCGCGGGCGUUACAUGGCUGCGACACGUACCCUGGACUUAUCUCGAUUCCACGCAGAUCCUAACCUUUCUGACCACUUUUGCCCACUACACGUUAUAAAGUUCUUGGAGGGAACUUUAAAGGUGGCGCGCCGCGUGCUCCAGAACGAAGUGGCAGGGAUCAUCUUGAGCAACAAUUAUGUGUGCUCCUUAAAAGCCUUUGAUGAUGUCUCGGCGGAUGACUUCAGCGCUCUAGAGCGCCUCGACAUCAGCGCCAAUAAGAUCAGCGAAUUGGCUGAGCUAAAGUAUCUCAGGAAGCUACCAAUCAAGACGCUGCUGCUGAGGGGCAACGACGUGAGCAAGCUAAAAUCUGAUGAAAUUAGAGCGAUCCUUCCGCAGCUGAAGGACAUUCAUGGCUGUGUGCAUUCAUAUCCCAAAGCUCUUUUGCUAAAUAAGCUUCCUACAUUUCAGCAAUUACAAGGCGGCGAGUCCGGCUCCACUGGAAUAGAAUUUGCCCAACGGUUUGUCAAAUGCUUUUUUGACAGCUUUGACGAUCCCGCCGAGCGCCACCAACUCACCAAAUAUUACGACACUCAAGCCACCUUCUCACUGAGUGUUCCGAAGCAGCUCAGCCGUGUGAGCGUCUACAGGUUGUACAAUCGAAACCAUCAGAGCCUUCAGUCUUCAUUCGCGCUCAAAGGGAAGUUGCAGGUGGGCAGCUUGGCUGUGACUCAAGCCUUUGGACGCUUUCCUCGAAUGGUCACGAGCAUCCAGAGGGCCAGCGUGGACGUCCUGAUGUUCAACAAUCGUUUGCGCAUCCUAGCGGUGACGGGUCACUUCAAAGAGCAUACCUUCCCAGGCUGGGAGAAGCGACACUUUCAACGCACCUUUGUACUGCACCGGCCUGAAGGUUGUGCUGGCUGGCUGAUAACCAACGACAUCCUAAGCAUAAUGUCUCCACGGGGUCCUAUCGCCACUGCGCCACUAACUGCUGCCAUAAAAUUGGACAUUAUUGAUUCCAGCUUAGUCAUCGAAAUCUCGGAUAGUGAAGACGAGUCUUCUUCUGCCCCUAAUGCCGCGCCAAAGGUAGUUGAUCCUGUGGAGCAGGCUGUCCAAGAACUGAGCCUGUCCAUGCCCAAGAUGGUACUUGUUAACGAAGUGCGUGACGAGGAAAUGCACCCACUGGUAGAAAUGCCUCCGCUGCAGUGUCAUCGGUGGUCCCAACUGCGUCUUUAUCUUUCGAUGAUGAUGAAUUUUUUGAUCUGGAUGAGGAAAUCGACUCGGCUGUGUGCAGCGAUGAUGCCCUGGUCAUUGAUGAGGAUGCUCUGCUUAGAGAUAUAUAGAAAUGAGGAAUUGAAAUAAUUGUAAAUCAGUGGUAGAUAUUAACUAAGUCUUAGACGCCUUGGGUUGACAGUCGCAGUUAUUAUCAACUUAUAUUUACCACAAGCAUAACGCAUGGUAAUCAGCCAAAAGGGAGCUACAAAAGGAACCCUGAGCUGUUGCCGGAUGUCUUUGAAUGCUCCAAGUGGGUCAGGUCACCGGAAUCAUAUAAAAAUUUCUCCUUCAACGAUUCAAAGUUAUUUGAAUUCUUUAUCUUUUAUGAAUUACUACAUUCAUAUUGUAAAAGAAAUAACCAGAAACUAUAUAAUAUAAAAGGCAUC
Messenger RNA from Drosophila serrata, 2496 nucleotides. Its product is annotated as nuclear RNA export factor 1-like. Gene Ontology annotation, molecular function: protein binding; RNA binding. NCBI's taxonomy places the organism in Eukaryota, Metazoa, Arthropoda, Insecta, Diptera, Drosophilidae. Gene Ontology annotation, biological process: poly(A)+ mRNA export from nucleus. The record is from RefSeq and is a predicted model, not a curated record. Gene Ontology annotation, cellular component: nucleus.